Portunus trituberculatus (swimming crab) is the source of this 10154-nucleotide messenger RNA. RefSeq names its product sodium- and chloride-dependent transporter XTRP3A-like. The record is from RefSeq and is a predicted model, not a curated record. The coding region runs from base 215 to 2269 and encodes 684 amino acids. NCBI's taxonomy places the organism in Eukaryota, Metazoa, Arthropoda, Malacostraca, Decapoda, Portunidae. Gene Ontology annotation, biological process: sodium ion transmembrane transport. Gene Ontology annotation, cellular component: membrane. The transcript has 11 exons.
AGAGGGAGAGAGAGAGCAAGAGAGAGAGAGAGAGAGAGAGACCAGGGGGGAGCCGGGUGCAAGCCAGAACGCGCGUUGCUCGCCAGUUCACCACUAGACGCCGAGAUUAGAGGGAGCGCCGCGCCCCUCACUCACGCUCACGCCCUUAGGAGACGUACUCAGUGCUUCCUUCUCCCUUCUUUGAGCCUGCGCCGCCCCUACACAGUGCCCCGCCAUGGACACCAAAAGACACGUGCCCCGCCCCGUUAACCUGGAGGAGGCGGAUGAUGGAGUGGUGGAGUUUUCGCCUCUGAACCAGGAGGACGAGGGCACGGUGACCAUCGAGGUGCCCGUCCCGGAGGAGCGCGCUGCCUGGGGCUCCAAGAUGCAGUUCAUGCUCUCCUGCAUCUCGCUGUCCGUCGGUCUGGGCAACGUGUGGCGCUUCCCCUACCUCGUGCAACAGGACGGCGGAGGUGCGUUCCUCAUCCCCUACCUGAUCAUGAUGGUCCUGGAGGGCGCCCCGCUGUUCCUGUUGGAGUUGGGCAUUGGACAGAGGCUGCGACAGGGUUCCUUGGGUGUGUGGAACUUCAUAUCCCCUUGGUGGGGCGGGCUGGGCGUCGCCUCCACCGUGGUGUCGUACCUGGUGGGCCUCUACUACAACGUGAUCAUCGCCUGGUGUUUCUACUACCUCUUCAACUCAUUCAAGAACCCGCUCCCGUUCGGCAUGUGCCCCAACGAGACGCUACCCGGAGAAAACGUAAGCAAGGUGGUCCGUGAGUGCGCCAUUUCCAGCGAGACGGCUUACUUCUGGUACCGCCAAACCAUCGACGCCUCGCCCUCCAUAGACGAGACUGGCGGGAUCAAGUGGUGGAUGGCCUGCUGCCUGACUCUCUCCUGGAUCCUGGUGUGGCUCUGCAUCAUGAAGGGUAUCCAGUCCUCAGGGAAGGUGGUGUACUUCACGGCUCUCUUCCCCUACUGCAUCCUCAUCAUCUUCUUCGGUCGUGCUGUCACACUGAAGGGAGCUGGCGCCGGUCUCAAGCACAUGUUCACUCCUGAUCUCUCAAAAUUACUCAAUCCGACGGUAUGGAUGGACGCAGCUUGUCAGGUCUUCUACUCCCUGGGUCUGGCGUUUGGCUCCCUUAUAGCCUUCGCCUCCUACAACCCCAUGAAGAACAACUGCAAGCGUGACGCCCUCUUCAUGUGCGUCAUUACCGUCUUCACCGCCACCUUCGCCACCAUCGACAUCUUCGCCGUACUCGGGUUCAAGGCUGUCGCUAACUACGAAAAGUGUGUCGACUACAACAUCAUGAUCCUGCAGGACCUCAUCCACGAGCUGCCCAAGCACACCCAGGAGAUUGACGUCAACCCAGACAACUACGACACUGUGUGGCCGCAGAUCUACACCGAGAUCAAGAAUGUUUACGAGAACACCACUCACCACCACAUCAAGAACUGCAGUGUGGAGGCCGAGCUCAGCCAGGCUGCCGAGGGGACGGGUCUGGCCUUCAUCGUGUUCACCCAGGCCAUUGUGGAGCUCCCCGGCAGCAACUUCUGGUCCGUGUGCUUCUUCAUGAUGUUGCUCGCGCUGGGUCUGGGCUCGCAGUUCGGCACCAUGGAGGGCGUCAUCACAAACCUCUUUGACAUGAAGGUGUUCGCCAGGGUGCGCAAGGAAAUAGUGACUGGGUGUGUGUGUCUGUCCAGCUUGAUUAUCGGUUUGAUCUUCUGCUCUGGCGCUGGUGAGUAUUGGCUGGGCAUGUUCGACACCUUCGCUGGCUCCAUGGGUCUCAUCAUCAUUGCCUUCUUUGAGACCAUCGUCAUUUCCUACGUGUACGGCCACAAGAAGUUCUCCAGCGACAUAGAGAAGAUGAUCGGGGAGUAUCCUGGCAUCUACUGGCAGGCCACGUGGCGCUUCAUCUCCCCCAUCACCAUCUUUACUAUUGUGGUGGCCUCCGUUUACUACAGGAUCACCAACCCGUCAACCUACCCGGCCUGGAAUGCUGAGGAGGGCUUCUCGGAGCGCGUGGAGUACCCUGGCUGGGCUAUGUUCGUCUGUCUGGUGCUGCUGCUCGGCGGGUUCCUGCCCAUCCCCAUCGUGUACUUCAUGAGGCGGUUCCAGUGCAUCCGCUUCGACAGCAACAUCCACGAGGCCUCCAUCAAGCGUGUGGAGACGACCAUGUCCACACAGGGCAUGAUCAAGGCAGAGGAGUCACUGGCCCGAAGCAACACGUCAGAUAGUGAGUGGACGAGUCUCUUCCGCGAUAGGAUAGACUCCACCAGCAGCCUUGAGUGAUGGCGGUGGGCGUAGGCAGAGCUUGAGGAGUACCAUGACUCCCCCGGCGGCGAGGACGAGGACGACGACAACGGCCUCACGGUGCAGGGCGGCAAGUUCAGGAUGGAGGUGAUUGACUAGACACACCCCUAGCCCCUUCUGGCCCCCUCCUGGCCCCGCACCCCCUUCGGCCUCCGCCCCGCCGGCCCCGCCACCACACGCCCCCCCAACGUACCUUGGUGUGGCGGGCGGGUGUACACGUGUGCAUUUGUGUGUGUGUGUGUGUGUGUGUGUGUCUGGCGGUGUAAAUAAUUAUACAUAGAGAGAAACACUGUUAGCCAAACGCUGGCCCUCCCCAGUGCCAAACAACCAGCGAGAGAUAGUGCGUAGUAUUUCUCGUGGUCUCAUUGCUGUUUGAUGAUCAUUUUCCUUUGCUCUUCGUUGCUCUGUGUCACGCGUGCCGUCUGGGUGCCAUGGGUGCCACAAGCCAUCUCGGGAACACUCGGGCGCCGCACAGCCAUCCACCACCAAACCUCCCCUGCCGGAUGCCUUGGGUGGCGCCGAGGCUUCACCUGGAUGACGCCCCGAGCCCUGCCCUGCCCUGCCCUGCCCUGCCCUGCCCUGCCCUGAGCCUCCACCACCGGCUCUCACCCACGUGUCCUGAAUGUGUAUGUAAAUUGUGAAGAAAAUAAUACUCCUUGGAGCACACUGUCGGUGGAGGAGAGGAGGCGCCCCGGAGCACACCACAUGGCACGGGGCGACCUCACAGGGGGGCGGAGCGUGAGGUGGGCUGUGUCUGAGCCUCACCCAAGACAGGCAGGUGUGUGAAGGCAUCAGGUUAGGUUAUGCAGGCCCCGCUUCCUCCCCCUCCUGUGCCGACAAGGUGCUCCCGCUGCGUCAAGACUGUACAGAUAAUACUAACAUCUAUUUUUCUUGUGUAUGUGUAUGCCUGUGUGUGCGAGUGAGUGAGCGUGUAUGUGUGACGGGGGAGGGAUGUGUCGUGUGUCUAUGUGUGUGUAUACAUGUCGCAGCCUCUGUUAAGAUCGUAUAAGCGGCUGCAGGAAAAAGGGAACAGGCGACGACUUGAUACUGCAGUGGUACACCGACACAGUUAGGCAGAGAAGAAAGGCAUCCAUGUGUACCUGUUGGAUUGGAUGGCCUCGGUGUUGUGUUGUGUCGUGUAGUGGUGGUCGGUGGUGUUGUUGGCCGCUUGUAUGAGUUUCAUGGAGUGUAUUUUUCUGGAUUUUGAAGGAACUGGUUGUAUUUUUGAGACUGAUGGACCUUAAUAUUCUCUCUCUCUCUCUCUCUCUCUCUCUCUCUCUCUCUCUCUCUCUCUCUCUCUCUCUCUCUCUCUCUCUCUCUCUCUCUCUCUCUCUCUCUCUCUCCCAAGCCAUCCCAGUUCACCAUCCCUCCCUCGCGUGAUGAAAGUGUAUAAUAUUCAUGCAAGUUUUAUACAUAUACGUGGUGAGCGGUACAGUUCAAGACAAAAGUUAGGUACAGCCUUCUACAAUCGUCUCCACUGUGCUCUGUGUUUCCCCACCAACCUUCACUCGACCUGAGACUGAAGGGAUGUGGAAGCUACAGAAACAAGUGAUGGCUGUGACUUGAUUCUCGGCCUUGACUGUAUAAAUUCGGCUCUUCACGGCUCAGAUAGCACUGUGACGCUGCCUCCUACACCUCGGGCCAAUCUCCUCCUCCUCCUCCUCCUCGCUCUGUAUCAUACGUCCCCCACGGCAUAAUGCAGGAAUAGCGAUAGUUGUGCUGGCGGUGGUGUCUUGAAAACUUGAGCGCUGUGCAUCCAUUCAUUCAUUCAUUACCAGCCUCUGUCAUUUGUCAUAGUUGUUUGUUACGGUUAUCAUCAUUAUUGUUUUUCAUUUUUAUUAUUGUUAUUAUUAGUCUUUUUUUUCCAUGCAGAGGCCCGAGUGUUGAGAAAUCUUCGUAAUUGUCUUGUUUUUCUUUUUCUUCUCUCAUUUACGCGUCGCUUUUCUUUGUAUCGUUGUUUUUUUUUUUUUUCACGGCUUCAAUUUGCUCAUUUCCUUUGGCUGUUUAGUUUUUGGAAUAAUGACAAAACUAAUAGUAGUAAACCAGCAUUGUGACUCCCUUGCAGCUCCCUGUGAAUGCAUAGUUACAUACAUACAUACGUACAGACAUAGUUUUCUAAAAAGUAACAAGAGCGAGUGGGCUGAAAGGAUUAGUUUAGUAACAGUAGGGGAAGUAACACAAGUAACACCGAAGCAUUAUAUAUGGAAACAUACAUAGACAUAUAUACAGAAUGAUGGAAUGAUGCAGUAUUAGGUAGGUUAUUUCCCCUUCCACCCCCUCCCCACUCCCCACUGCAGGCCCUCCAGUAUCGAAGAGGAGAGGCAGCAGGUUAGUGAACUGGUAACUAACUAAUUCUAACUAACGCUCUCUGUCAGUCGUAAGAGGUUUUCUUUGGAACUUCUACAAUGCUGCCACUAUGCACGCCACCGAUGCCUGGUCUGGUGUGCCCUGGUUAUUUUCGCGUCAGUAGUGUAGGUAGGACUGCUGCAGAAGUCCAAUGGUUGAUAGUAGUGAUAAUAAUAAUGCAUAGAAGUAAUAGUGGCGUGAUCAGUUUUUAUUUAUUUAUUUUUAUUUAUUUAUUAUUAUUUUUUUUUUUUUUUUUUUCGUAUUUGCUACAGAGGCCAUGUUUUUUUACGAGUAUUUGUGGUUUCCCAUGUAAGAUUUCCUGUCACUGAGGUAUUACAAAGCAGUUUUACGAAGACUCACAAUAGCUGUCACUGGUCACUGUUUCAUUUCCUUUUUUCUCUUUUUUUUCCCUUUUCUUGACAUAUGAAAGGUUAGUGUCAUAAUCUGAGGCCUUCCUGUAAGACUUGCAGGAAUGGAGACUCAGCUAGUGUGUCACGCUGCCAACGUGAAUCAAAGCUAAACGUGUCAAGUCAAGUUUUAUUUUGUAUAGUUUGAAAAAGUCAGUAAUGAGAGAGAUCUAUUUGUGAUUCAUCUUGGUAUUAACCCUCUCUAUACUGGGACGCAUUUUUACCUUGCGUUUUGGGUAUGAUUAGAUGAUUUUAUUGUCAUUAGGAAGGCUCUGUGGAGGUGGGAAGAUUAAUGGCUAGAGUCUUCACUAUUUCAAUCCCACACAUGAGUUUCUGAAGGUGUAUAAAAUCACCAAAUAGUAAGCAGAAUGAAUAUGGAAAUGCGUUAUGGUGCUGAAGGGGUUAAUCCAGCUGAGAAAUUGGAAAGAAAACAGAGGGAAAUGAGACCAGAAUGUGAGUUAUGAGAAAUGUUAUCUAAUUGACGUUGCUACACAUUCAGAUACUGCGUACGUAAUGGUAGCACCUCCCGCAGCUUGACGCCAGUAACCAACCACUGUGCUGAGAACAUACCGGCACCGCGUUCCGUUUUCCUUCAUCGGAGCGGGAACCAAUGAGAAGACACCUUUACUGACGCAUUCUCUUCCGUCUUUCUGUAUUCUGAUCCAGUGCGAGAGAAAACGUUUUUUGACAUCUCUAACUAAAAGAAAAUGAUGCUGUAAUGGAUUCAGACUUGUAAAAAAACGAUGGCGUGAUGAUUUCUCGCUAACCAGGCGCUGAAGGAAGUGUAAUUGACUCUAUAUAUACUGUAAAGAUAUGUUUUAUAUUCAACUUAUAUAAAAAAAAAAAACAACAAUAAAAAGCGAUUCUAUAUUUUUUUUCUCAUGUGUUAGUGUUGUAAUAAUAUUUUGUACAUAGGCGUGUACAUAAAUUAUCUCUCUCUCUCUCUCUCUCUCUCUCUCUCUCUCUCUCUCUCUCUCUCUCUCUCUCUCUCUCUCUCUCUCUCUCUCUCUCUCUCGUUGUUGUUAUUGUUGUUAUCGUCAUUCCACAAAACGGCAGCAAAUUUAGAAGGCAUAAGAAAAACACGUGAUGUCUUUUUUAACUAACUUGCUCUUUCUUUCUUUCUUUCGUCCGUUUUUUUUUUUUUUUUAAGUUUGUUCUAUUUUGUUUUAUUUUCCGAAUCUUGAAUUUGAGGAGCUGUAUACCAUGGACUCUCUCUCUCUCUCUCUCUCUCUCUCUCUCUCUCUCUCUCUCUCUCUCUCUCUCUCUCUCUCUCUCUCUCUCUCUCUCUCUCUCUCUCUCUCUCUCUCUCUCUCUCUCUCUCUCUCUCUCAAGGAAACGUGCAUUAUAUAGACCUAAAUUGCCACGGAAUCUCAAAAGACUAGUAAUUCUUUGAUACAAUACAACACCUGUGGAAAUCAAGACCUACCUGGGGAUAAUGAGAAUACCUUAAGUGAACACCUGGACAUAAUUACCUCAGCCUUUAAUUAACCUGUAUGGCCUUUACCUGCGAAGUAUUUGAAUCUUUAUGUAGUUAUUUUUAUAUUUGUAUUUUUUUUUUUUUUCUUAUUCAUCUUUUCUCUAGCUACCUUUUGUACACCUGGCGAGAGAUAUUAGUAUCUUCAAUUUGUCGUAGAUUGAGGUUUUGAUGUACAUGUGAUAGGAAUAUUUUAGGUAGAUAGCUACAGGUAACAAAUUAAUAGCUUGUUUUGAUUUUACUUUUUUUUUUUUUCUUUUGUUUUGAUGUACGAUAAGAAUGCAGUGUUUACGAUACAGGUAUUCCUCUAUAGUCUUUAUAAAUGUCAGUAUUCCGCUAUUUUUUUUUCUCCUUUUUUUCACUUUUAGAUGUUGACAUGUAGCUUUUCACCACAGCCACGUACUUUCACGUAUAAACAUGGUAUUUUUUUUUCAAGUACAUGCGUAGUCUAACAUUUUUCCGGCAUAUAUAAACAUACAAGGAGGAAUUUUUUUGGCAUAGAACUCCAUACUCAUUUUAAUUCAACUAUCGUACGUAGAUGUGUACGUAGCCAUGUAGCCAUUUAUCAGGUAGCAGCCAUUCAUUGAUCCUUAAGACUAGACACACAUACACACAAACUAAACCACGGUGGAGGAAUUUACUACUACAGAAAAAAAAAAAUAGGAAGGAUAAAAGCAAGUGAAGAAUGGGAGAAGAGUGAGAUGUUAAGAUAUUUAUUCAUGAAUUUUUUUUUUUUUUUUUUUUUUUUUUUGUCAAGUGAAGUGAUGGAAUGACAUAGAGACUCGAGUGUAGGCAGUACUGUUGGCUAAGGUUAGGAAGGAGGAAAGAGGACAUUUUAACACCCUCGGAUAAGAUUAAUUAAGCCUUCUCUUCUCUCUCUUUUUUUUUUUUUUUUUUUUUUCUUUUUUCUUUUUGCCAACUCGGAUGUAAGUUUCUAUAGUAUAAAGCUUUCAGGCGCACCCUUCCCAUACCUACCGAACAGAAAGAAAGAAGAAAAAUAAAUAACUUAAUUCUUCCAGGGAAGCAAAAAUAGUACACGUAGAUAGAGAAAAAUGUCAAAAAAAAUAAAGAACUCUAAGAAAAUAUACGUCAGUCCUCACAAGUUCAAAGAAAACGUGAAGAACUACAAAUUAACUCAACCGUCCGUUUCCUACAAUGCUUGUCUUGUCCGGUCAGUCAGUCAUUCAGGGGCGUGAGGUGAAGAGACCGUGCGUGCGUGUGUGCCCAGGUCGUGUGAAGGAGUGUGGUGUUGUGGUGUGGCUGCAGUGUUGAGGUGAGGCAGCGGUAUUGUGGUGUUCCCUAGGGCUGUGUGGUGAUACAAGGGUGUUCCUCAGAUAUUUGUAUGUGUUGAUGCCAUCCGUUACGUUAUUAUGCCUUGACUCUCUCUCUCUCUCUCUCUCUCUCUCUCUCUCUCUCUCUCUCUCUCUCUCUCUCUCUCUCUCUCUCUUUUUCUGGUGUGAAUUACCUUAUUCCAGCAAUGAGAUCCAGGGUAAAUGUGUACAUACAGUUAAUUCUCAGAUUAAAGCUGUGAAUCAUUUUGCAUUACGACUUUUUUUUGACGUGCGCUGUGACCGUAUGGGUGAUGUGUUGUGACUUGUCCCAGGAAGCGUGUGGAUCUGUCUGUCUUUUUGUGCCAUACUCGCGUCGCCCAGCACGUCACACGCACGGCACUGUUCCUGUCUAGAAGGUUCCGGUGUCCUGUCUCGACUAGUGCUAACAGGCUCUAGUGGGAAUCAUGUUGUUGCGGCGAAGAUAACCAGUCAGUCAGUCAGUCAAUUAUUCAGUCAACCAUUGCUCAUGUUUCGCUUCUCCUUCCCUUUGUCGCGGCGCUGGCGAACGUUCUCUUGAUGAUCUGUAUCGUUAGGUUCAUUCUUCCAUCCCUUGCAGCCACACCAGUGCUCAAUGGUUCACCUGGUGAGGCGCGUAGCGAGGGGCGCAUGGUGUGCGUUAGUGGUGGUGUGAGGAAGGCGGGCUGGGCGCCUCUAGUGACCGUGUUGUGACGCUUCCAAUCAGCCAGGCCAGGCAGGUCAGUGGGAGUCUCGAGUCAGGUCGCCGCCACGUGUACGACAUGUACAGUACAGUGUGCAUACCACUCAUCAUAUACUUCCUCUUGACGGCUGCUUUACACUCAACCACUUCUGCAGUUUAUUUUUCUCUCGAAAUCCAAAUCAUCGAUUCAUUGUGUCUGUGUAGAACGGCCAGAAGGCAGCAGGCGAAGAGCCACAGUGGCGCGGCGUGUCAGUGUGAAUGGCGAACAAAAUGACCACGGAAAAUGAAUGAAAUUCUUGCUCAAAAACAGUAACUUCUUGACCAAAUCCAAACCCUGCAGGCGGCGGGACUUCCCUCUUGCCAACGUCUGCCAGCCAAUCACUCCAUCAGCGCGGGAACAGAUUGGCUCCUCGGUGCAGAGCGUGACUCGCGGCGCCAGUGUCACGGGUCGGAUAACACGGACGUACCGUGACUAUCGUGACUCGCACCUGGCCUGGUGUUGCGGCGCUACACCUCAUCCUCCAAUCAGUGCGAUGCAUUAACAGAAGACGUCCAUCCACGUUCUCUGUGUCGAAAUUCCCUAUAUAAUUCGUGUGCCUUGGUCGUGUUGCCUUGCCCAGGGUGGCGGCGGCUGCGGGGCGGCUCCGGGUCGGAUAAUGUUAAGCGAAACUAGAAAUUACAUGUUUUCCCCCUAAAAAGACUCGCUGCAAGGCUGGUUCCUCCUCGGCUCAACCUGUGCUAGUCCGUCGUGUGUUUCCCGUAGCGAGGCAUGGUGGCGUGUCUAUCUGUCUGUCUGUGAAAGUGAGUGGGUGACUGAGUGCGGCACGCCAACCUCCUCGCGUACGUGUAGCUGCUGUACAUAACCUAACCUAACCUAACAUAGGCAAGGCUGCUGGUCUCUCCUCCGUGAGCUCGUUGUGCCACUACAUACAAGACUGCGGGGAGAGAGAGAGGCACCGUUGCGCAUCACUGUGAGACGCUAUACUGUAAGGCAAGACAGACUACUACUAUUACUACACUACUGCUACCACUACUACUACUACUAUUACUAUUAGGAUGUUUUUUUGAUAGAUUCUUUUUGAAUAAUACGUCCUUUUUUAUGUAGGAUAGUUAAGUUCUCUCUCUUUUUAUGUGAAGGAACGCUUCUUUUUUUUUUUUUUUUUUUUUUUUUUGUGGCGUGUUUUGGUGGUUGUUUGUGAUUCAGUUCAGUUACCGCGAAGGAUUCUGAGUGUUUGCUGGUCAUCUGUUUGACGUGUUUGUUCAUCAUGCUGGACAAUGUGGACACCAAUCUGCUCGUGUCCACAGCAGCUAAGACGCGAUUAGCUAUUUGUAUAACUGAUGUGUGUGUGUGUGUGUGUGUGUGUGUGUGUGUGGAAAGGUAUCGUGGCAUCGCACAGGACUAGAAGUGUUGCCGCAUUGCAUGUAACAAACGUGUCCAUUCAGAUGACCACUAAUAUGGAAACAAGUUCAAAAGUUGUAACUCUAAAACGUUAUGGACAUUGUAAACUGUAUUAUUUUGUUUUCAUACAACCAUGUUUUAAUUAUAAAAAUACUUUUUUUUCGGUCAUGCGUUCAACUUUUUCUUUUCUUCCAUAUUGAACUGUAAACUUUUCAUAUUUUUCGUUUGUGUAUUAAAUUGUAAAGUUUG